AUGUCCGGUCCUAAAUCCCGUCUAUCUGGGCUGCUUGGUCACCUUCUUCCCUCGACACCGCAUGUCGAUCAUGAUUUUAACAAAGUCAACAACUACCAUGCCCUCUCGCCAACCUUUUUCCUCCCGCGUGCUGCGGCAAUCGAACCUGAUGCUGAAGCUAUCUACCACUUGACCGCGAACAACAAGGUCCUGCGGAGAAGCUAUAUUGAGACUGCAGACCGCGCCAGAGGUCUUGCCUACUAUCUCAAAAAGCAGAAUUUGAAGCGUGUGGGGAUUCUAGCACCGAAUACGCCUGCUUUUCUAGAAUCCAUAUUCGGCAUUGGGGCUGCUGGCUGCGUUGUCAUCGCGGUGAACUAUCGGCUGAAGCCCGAGGAUAUCAGUUAUAUCUUUGAUCACUCUGAUGCGGAGCUUAUCAUUGUCGACGAGGAGUAUGUAUCUCUUCUUGAUCUAUUCAGAAGCGAGCAUCCAGAUGUUCCACUCUUAGUCGAUACAGAUACAGAUGCAACAGAAGGUCAAUUGAGUGGCCCAUUUGAUGCUGCCAUCUUGGAAGGCCUAGAACACGACAGAAACACAGGCGCCAAGGGAUGGAAUGGGCUUGAGGGCCAGGCCGCCGAUGAGAAUUCAACCAUUGCUCUUGCCUACACAAGCGGCACCACUGCCCGUCCGAAAGGUGUAGAGUACAGCCACCGGGGCUCAUAUCUAGCCGCAAUGGGAAAUGUCAUCGAAUCAGGGCUGAAUUAUCACAAGGGCCGUUGUCGAUACCUAUGGACCUUGCCGAUGUUCCACGCAAUGGGCUGGACGUUCCCGUGGGCGAUUACCGCCGUAAGAGGUACUCAUUACUGCUUACGAAAAAUUGACUACCCCUACAUCUGGCAUCUACUGAAAAACGAACAUAUCACACAUUUUAAUGCCGCCCCAACGGUCAACACGCUUCUGUGUGCAGCCAAGGAAGCAGAAAGACUUCCAAAUCCUGUCAGAGUCACAGUUGCUGCUAGUCCGCCAUCGGCACACUUAUUUGAGCAAAUGACGAACCUCAACCUUCAUCCAGUGCAUGUCUAUGGUAUGACAGAAACAUAUGGUCCGAUCACAAAAGGUUACCACAUGCCUGCGUGGGAUACUCUCCCGGACAAGGAAAAAUAUCAGAAAAUGGCUCGUCAGGGCCACGGCUUUGUUACAAGUCUCCCAGUUCGUAUCAUCAAAACGGAUGCACCGGAAGGUACCAUCGUUGAUGUGCAACGUAAUGGCUGUGAGUUAGGAGAGAUAGUAUUUGAGGGCAACAUUUGUGCAAAAGGCUACUAUAAAGACCCGAUAGCCACAAGUAAGCUAUUUGAGGGUGGAGUUCUUCACUCAGGAGACCUCGCGGUUUGGCAUGCGGAUGGAGCUAUUCAGAUCAUGGACAGAGCCAAAGACAUUAUUAUCAGUGGAGGAGAAAACAUAUCUUCUGUAGCUUUGGAGUCGAUGUUGGUCACCCAUCCAGACAUCCUCGAGGCCGGUGUGGUCGCUGUCCCCGACUCUCAUUGGGGGGAGAGGCCCAAAGCAUUCGUCACGAUACAGCCAGGCAAGCAUAUUGAGGGAUCUGAAAUCAUAGCAUGGGCGAAGACGGCGAGUGGGAUUAGCAAAUUUAUGGUUCCUCGCGAAGUCGAGGUCGUUCCUGAACUACCAAAAACCAGCACUGGCAAGGUCAAGAAGAAUGUCCUUCGAGAAUGGGCCAAGGGAGCGAAUCGGAACAUUUAA
Talaromyces marneffei is the source of this 1734-nucleotide messenger RNA. RefSeq lists its product as uncharacterized. Bases 1 to 1734 code for a protein of 577 amino acids. The record is from RefSeq and is a predicted model, not a curated record. NCBI's taxonomy places the organism in Eukaryota, Fungi, Ascomycota, Eurotiomycetes, Eurotiales, Trichocomaceae. The transcript is spliced from 5 exons.